ACCUCGUACGAUAUUCCCAAUUUUCGCGCAUAUGUAAUUGUGCGUUAUGAUCUAGUUUCGUAUAUGGUUGUAGGAAAACAACAUUACAACAUGACCAUAAUUGACAUAUUUUUUUAACAAAAUUUCUAGUGCAAAAACAAAAAGCAAACUAUAUUUGUGGCUAUAAGCUGCUACCAAUUUUUUCACUAAUAUUUUGACUUGGUGAUUUUCGUUUAAAAAAAAACAGACUAUAGUUUAAGCAUAAUACAGAAACCUGGCUACGUUUGGUACCAUAUUUUUUCUUCACCUUCUACAUGUUCCACAGUACCUCCAUACCGGUCUCACUUUUUUCGCAUCUUUACAUUAUAGUAGUUUAAAGUUCUACCUGCGCAAUUGUUUAUUUAACCACUUUAUGUCUAUGACAUAAUCGUAAGAAACGAAUAAACUUGCACAAAAUCGCUCGUAGAACACUCGCAUCGUAAUCGGUUGCCUAGCGCACUAAAAAUAAAUCACCCAGUUUGACUCUUAUUUACCGAAUUUUUACAAUGUCCGUCAAUUUUUGCACGGUUAUUUUAACGUUCGUUUGCGUGUACACAAUGUCCGAAGUGAAAAUAAAAAUAACGGACAAGUUAGUAGACAUGUUGAUCCAUUCUGUCACUUCCACAUUCUAACUAUUUAUAAACUUUGUGUUGUGACGUCGAAUAUUUUCCAACUUUGCGACCUCUUACCCUCUGAUUGCCCUCAAAAGUGAAAAUUGUGCGCGAAAAUGGCACAAAUUCCCCAAUCCGGGCUAUUUAUUGAGGGUGGUGGAUAUUUGCGAAGGGCCAAUCCGCAACAUUUACGUGAUAUUUUUAACAAGUAUGCGUCGCAAGAAAAGAACGGGGAGAAAUUUAUGACCCCGGAAGAUUUUAUUAUUAAAUAUCUCGGAUUGUUUGAACCGGAAAAUUUUAAUGCUCAUUCGGUGCGUCUUCUCGCCGGAAUCGUCGACACAAGCAAGGAUGGACUCAUUUCCUACUCGGAGUUCCAAGCUUUUGAAGGACUCUUGUGCUUCCCGGACGCGCUUUACAAAACUGCAUUUCAAUUGUUCGACACUAAUGGAAAUGGAAUGGUUAGUUUUCAGGAAUUCGUUGAGGUGAUGAAGAAAACCGAGCUUCAUGAACGCAUCCCUUUCAACAUGGAUUCGCCCUUUAUCCAGUUGUAUUUUGGGCGUGAGAAAAAACGCUUAGUGUCCUACAGCGAAUUCAGUCAGUUUCUUCACGAUUUCCACGAAGAGUACGCAAUUGAAGGCUUCCGAAGGGCUGAUAAGACCGGCAGUGGUUUUAUUUCGGUGUUGGAUUUUCAGUUCAUCAUGACCAAUAUCAAAAGCCAUUUGCUCACCAAGCAAGUACAAUCGCACCUAAUCGAGACGGCUCAAGGGGCAACCAGUGGUCGAAGGGUCAGCUUUCCCUAUUUCAUUGCAUUUAAUUCGUUGUUAAACAACAUGGAGUUGGCAAAACGUAUUUAUUUGAAUGUGACAAACGGUCAUAGGACGCAAGAAGUAACGAAAGAAGAGUUUAUGCACUCGGCACAGGCGAUGUCACAAAUGACCCCUCUCGAAGUCGAUAUUUUGUUUCAACUGUGUGAUGUACUUCACCAAACAGGGCGGAUCGUUUAUAAUGACCUUAAUGCCAUCGCACCGGAACAAUAUUACAAACAAAUCACAAACCGACUUGCCGAAAUACACGCCGUCUCUAGUCCCGAAGAUAGAGGAGUUUUUAUACAAGUCUUGGAAAGCAUGUACAGGUUUACGCUAGGCUCAGUGGCAGGAGCGGUUGGCGCUACUGCCGUCUACCCCAUCGAUUUGGUGAAAACCCGGAUGCAGAAUCAGCGAACGGGCUCGUUCAUCGGCGAAUUAAUGUACAGAAAUAGUAUCGAUUGUUUCAAGAAAGUAAUCCGUCAUGAGGGCGUUUUUGGUCUCUAUCGUGGUCUAGUACCACAAUUAAUGGGCGUAGCGCCCGAAAAAGCCAUCAAACUGACGGUGAAUGAUUUCGUGCGAGAUAAAUUCUACGACAAAAACGGCAACAUUUCUGGGAUUGGUGAAGUGAUUUCCGGUGCAGCGGCCGGUGCUUCGCAAGUGAUUUUUACGAAUCCGUUAGAAAUCGUCAAAAUCCGGUUGCAAGUCGCUGGUGAGAUCGCCGGUGGGUCGAAGGUCAGGGCGUGGCAUGUGGUCAAAGAAUUGGGGCUUUUUGGGCUAUACAAAGGAGCAAAGGCUUGCCUACUCAGAGAUAUCCCCUUCAGUGCGAUUUAUUUCCCGACUUACGCUCACACGAAAGCGAAAUUCGCCGACGAGACCGGUUAUAACCAUCCGUUGUCGUUGCUAGCAGCUGGUGCUAUUGCUGGUGUCCCUGCUGCCGGUUUGGUGACCCCAGCUGACGUCAUCAAAACCCGACUCCAAGUGGUAGCAAGGGCCGGGCAGACCACCUACAAUGGGGUCUUCGACGCGGCGAGAAAGAUCUACGUAGAGGAAGGGUUUAGGGCGUUUUGGAAGGGCGCGAUUGCUCGGGUGUGUCGGUCGUCUCCGCAGUUUGGUGUGACGCUUGUGACUUAUGAAGUUUUACAAAGAAUGCUCUAUAUUGAUUUCGGCGGAACGAGACCUGCUGGAUCCGAACUGAAAGUCACAGCGUUGGGUGGUGAUGCCCCCAAGUCACAAAAUCCGGAUCAUGUCGGUGGUUACUCAGUCUCCAUACCAGUCUUCUCAGGAAUUGAAACUAAAUUUGGUCUUUGCCUGCCAAAGUUUAGUGUACAAAAAGCAGCCUAAUUUUUUGGUUUUGUUUUUCGGAAAUGCUUAGCUUCGAUCACCGGCUGCCACAUUUUCGAAUUUUACUCUGUACAUAGAUGAGAUUGUUAUACAAAAAGUAUGCUUUAUCCCUUUUUAAGUUCUAAAAGUGGCAAUAAAUUUAAAAUUGCAUUGUUUUCUCAGAGACUUGUAUUGCUUUCUGGAAGGAAGUAAUGGCACUAAAUGCAUAACAAAGUUUUUUAUUUUUGAAUAUUUGUUCGUAACUUGUUCUUAUCUCAGAUUUUAUUAAAACACUUUAAGAUUCUAUUUAAUAAAGUAUACACAA
Messenger RNA from Tribolium madens (black flour beetle), 3080 nucleotides. It is a transcript of the gene aralar1, whose product is annotated as calcium-binding mitochondrial carrier protein Aralar1. The transcript is spliced from 11 exons. Gene Ontology annotation, biological process: aspartate transmembrane transport; malate-aspartate shuttle; L-glutamate transmembrane transport. Lineage: Eukaryota; Metazoa; Arthropoda; Insecta; Coleoptera; Tenebrionidae. The record is from RefSeq and is a predicted model, not a curated record. The coding region runs from base 746 to 2776 and encodes 676 amino acids. Gene Ontology annotation, molecular function: L-aspartate transmembrane transporter activity; calcium ion binding; L-glutamate transmembrane transporter activity.